Molecule: messenger RNA, 3585 nt
Organism: Aureobasidium melanogenum CBS 110374
Lineage: Eukaryota; Fungi; Ascomycota; Dothideomycetes; Dothideales; Saccotheciaceae
Exons: 2
Coding region: 1-3585 (1194 amino acids)
Biological process (GO): microtubule cytoskeleton organization; dynein-driven meiotic oscillatory nuclear movement; establishment of mitochondrion localization
Cellular component (GO): cell cortex; mitochondrion
Molecular function (GO): phospholipid binding; tubulin binding
Source: RefSeq, a predicted model, not a curated record
AUGUCGACAGAUUACUUUCAGUACGGUGCCCUCGCAUCACCCGCACGAACGCCUGAACACACUCCACCGGAACUUGCAGCAUCCAAGCCCUCCUCACGUGGUCGUACGAAACAUCGUGACUUUUCUACUAAAUCGGCUCCACUGUCUUCGUUUGAUGCAUCCGACAGUAAGGAUGCCAACGCCCAUGCAUUCGACGCCAAUCGUUUCACGCCCACCCUUCACGCCAGCCUAGUCUCCGAAAUUCUCUCAUUACGACGAGAACUCGAUUCGAAACACCAGUUUAUCGACACUCUUGAAGAAAGCCUCAAGAAUACGAAUACUGAAAACGAAUCCCUUUCUGGCCAACUCCGCGAAAGCACAAAAAAGUCCAAGCAAUUGGAACAAAAGUUCAAGCUUCUCGAGAACGGCACCUUUGAUGCUGUUGAGGGCCUACUCGCUGAGCGAGACAAUGUCAAAAUCGCAAAUAAAGAGUUGCGAAGCAAGCUAGACGCAGCGAACAAGAAGACAAAGGCCUUGGAGGAAGAGAGCAUUCGGGCGAAAGAAGCAUGGGAACAGGACAGACGUUCGUGGCAGAUCGAAAAGCGUCAAUUGGAGCAAAAGGUUCACAUAUCAGAGACGCGCUUGCGAGCGGUAGUCGAAGAAGUGCGGACUCAUCAGCUUGCUUCUCAAGCCCAGCAGAAGCCCGAAGAUGCACCCGGCGACAACAGUGAUACUGCCAGUGUCCGCUCUUACCGACGCGCAAGGCAUGCUAGAAACCAGAGCAGCAUGAGCGUUCAGAGCCUCACACCUUCCAUAAGUAGUACUCGGAGGCCAGCUAUGACUUCUCUGGCCAACGAGCUCGGUUCGGAUGACGACGACUAUGAUACUGAAGAUUUUGAAGGAGAUGAUGAAGACCUUCCUUUAUUCGCCGAGAAUCGUUCCAGCAUCAACUCAAGAGCUUCAGCCAUAUCGGAUCGCAAAGCGAAGAAGGUCCUUGGCUUGACGAUCAAGAGCGAUUCCGAUGCCUUGGCUGACAAGGAAGGCGCACGAAAACCAUCGAUGGAAUCUCUAAGAACCCCCUCAUUCGCUGAACGUUUCAAUCUGCAGAGGGCAAAGAUGAGCCUCUCGCGCUCCGCUAGUCCUGCAAGACCAAGAGAUGAAACUAACGGCGAGGCAUCAAAGAUUUUGACAGUCGAUCAUCGUGGGGAAACCGAGUUCGACGUAGUACCCACUAAGCUGAAACAGACAGAACGAGGCCUCCAGCCUAAAUUACCAAAUCUAUUGACAUCAGAUCGCUUAGUCGAAGCUCCCAUAAGUCCUCCAGAUACACCACACUAUCUUGCCAAGGGAGAUGUUCAGAAAGACAUUCCACCAAAGCCGGUCUAUCAAUCUGUCUCGACUCAAACUGAACUCGCUGCCCCAGGUGAUCUGGCAUCCAGACGAAACGUUGCCAUGGCUGCAGUAGAAGUUCUUCCUAUUCCGGCCAUCACCAUUCAGCCUCCAUUGUCACCUAGAACUGGCGAGAGCGUUCUUCCUCCUGGCAUGCGCAGUAGCUAUGCGCAGACCGAAAAGCUACCUGCUACGCCUAUGCUAGACGCCGCUGUACAAACGGAAGAAAUCAGAGUCGAUCGAAGACCAAUCAAGCUUCCACCUCAUCUACUGCCAAGUGCUCUUGAGCAAGGUUAUUCAACCGCAGGCCGCGAGGCUCAGACGACUGCAAAGCAACGUGUGGUCAUGCAUCGAAGCACCUUUAGCAAAGAUGGUAAUCGCUUGCCUCUGAAGCCUAUCAACCUUCCACCGCCUAGACUUCGCUCGGUGACCCUUGAGAGACACCAGCAAACGGAGGUUGAUUCUUCAGACCACACAUCACCGCAAUGGUAUGCGGACACUCCUGUCAACGAUCAGCUAGCCGAAUCUAGUGAUGACAUGAGAGCCAUCUUCGGGAACAUGCCCGGUAUUGUUCGCCCGAGUGUACGAUCACUGUUUAAUAAUCCGCCAAAGACUGUACCGGAGGGUCGGGCGAUUUCUCCUGCGAACUUUGUCACAAGUCCUGAGAGACCGUCUGUCUUCACCCAUGGCAAGAGGAUGGGUUCUGAUGGUAGCUCAAAUCAAAGUCGUCCACCUAGCUCGAGAGGAACAACCUAUUCUGGAAGAGCAGGCACUUUUUUCAGCUCUCAUGAGCGUAAAUCAAGCAGACCUAAUACUGCCAGCAGUUAUGGUGCAACAUCAGCACCACCAUUCCCUAUCCCUGGCCGUAGAAGCUCGAGACCCCCUACCAGCGAAGGACCUCCUAGCCCAACAGCACGUGGCUCUCAGUCAAUGCGAUCACGUCGGUCAAGUAAGGAAUCUCGGAUUGGCCCCGAUGGUGGCCUUAGGAAGGUACAGUCGUCGGGCACCAUGAGAACAAACGCUCGCAUGUCUCCAAGACGCAGGAGGAGAGCACCAGACCUCGAACCCAUCAAGUCAAUGGCAUUUGACACGCCAUCCAAAGACAACCUCCUACUUCCUGGCAUAGUCACUCCAGCGCAUGACAGCUUUGUUGGAGCGCAAAACAUUAUGGACUCUCCAGACUUUGACCAGGAUAGUGCAGUGGAAGAAGAGGAUGAGCAGAGUCAAGAUAACGUUAUUGUUGAUGCCAUAGCAGCCACCAUGGUUGGUGAGUGGAUGUGGAAGUACGUUCGAAGACGCCGCUCCUUUGGCAUUGGCGAGUCUCGGGCAGAUCAUACAGAUGAAGGAGCGACCAGUGGCGUGCGGCAUAAACGAUGGGUGUGGCUUUCACCUUACGAGCAAACAGUCAUGUGGAGUUCUAAGCAGCCAAAUUCAGGUCCAGCCUUGCUUGGAAAAGCUGGGCGCAAACUUGUCAUCAAAUCAGUGCUUGACGUCAAAGACACAACACCGCUUCACAAGAGCGCUUCGCAUGAACCAAUCUUUGACAGGUCAAUUCUCAUUUUGACGUCAGAACGGGCUCUUAAGCUUACUGCUUGCAACAAAGAGAGACAUUAUCUUUGGCUUACAGCUCUAUCUUUUCUCGCACAAUCGGGUCGUGGUCCUCCUCAGGUUCCCCGUAUGUCACCCGGGCCUGAGCCCGCGCUUGGGAAUACGCAUCGACGACGGUCGUCAUUAUUGCCAGGGCCUAUCUUGCCAAUGAAGACAACUAUUGGACCGGCUCCAGCACAAGACCACAUCAAAGGACAUCAGCGUCUGGAUACAGCCGACUCCACUGCGCCGCCCAACAUCUCCAGGAUUGCUGGCGGCCGUCACCAGCGCAAGCGAAGCAACACAAACCCCCAACACUCAGUCGCAACAUCGUCCAACGAUAGUACUAUGACGGCAUCCUCAGCUUUUGCACGUAGAGCGUCAAAUACAGCUACAUACCAAACGUCUGCCGGCGGCCCAGCUCGUCCGAUCCUCAAGCCUAGCGAUCGUGAUGGUUCAGAUCGCUCAAUCGGGACGGUGCGCAUGGAUGCCUUCAUUGGACAGGGCCUUCCUGAGAACCAGACAUCCCAAAGUAGACGCCGGGGCGACAGCAAUACACGGGACGUCUUAACAGGCAAAGGUUACAUGUUCGGCGAGAGCUUGGAGGUCGACCCAUUCGAGGAAUUCUAG